GGGCUCCGCCAUAGCAUUUUUGGAAGAGGAUUCCAUCAUCAAAGAAAUGAAAACAGAAUCCACAUCAAUCAGUGGAAGUUAUAAGGACCUUCCUUCAAUUUGUGACAAUAAUAAUCUGAUUGAAAAAGUGUUGACCAUCAUCAUUUCCUUAGUUGGGCUGACUGGAAAUGCAUCUGUCAUCUGGUUUUUGGGUGUCCGCAUGCACAGAAAUGCAUUUUAUACCUACAUCCUAAACCUGGCUGCGGCUGACUUCCUCUAUCUAUGCUUCCAUAUCACUGAAGUCCUGACGGAAGUCAUUGAAAUCAUCCUUCCCAUCCACAUCCCUACAUAUGGCAUCAUACGAACCGGGGCAAUCAUUUUCUACAUUGCAGGCCUGAGCAUGCUGGGUGCUAUUAGCACUGAGCGCUGCCUGUCAGUCCUGUGGCCCAUUUGGUACCGCUGCCAUCGUCCAAGACACACAUCCACUGUCAUGUGUGCCCUGCUCUGGGGCCUGUCCAUGUUUCUUAGUACCCUGGAGAGAAGCUGUUUUUCUUAUUUCAAUACAACUGUAGCUCCUUGUAAAAAAGUUGAAUUUACUAUAACUGCAUGGCUGGUAAUUUUAUUUGUUAUUCUCUCAGGGUCCAGCCUGGCCUUGCUGGAUAGGAUGCUAUGUGGAUCCCAGAGGAAGCCUCUCACUAGGCUCUAUGUUACCAUUCUGCUCACAGAGCUGGUCUUCCUCUUCUGUGGUCUGCCGUUCGGUGUCCGUUUGUUCCUGUUAGUCUGGAUUCAGAAUGACUCCAACAUGUUUACUUGCCUUCAUCUGGUUUCCAGUGUUUUUUCCUGUGUUAACAGCUCUGCCAACCCCAUCGUUUACUUCUUUGUUGGCUCCUAUAGGCAGCGGGUGCAGGGGCGGAACCUCAAGCUGGUGCUUGAGCGGGCUCUGCAGGACACUCCUGAGGAGGGUGAAUGUGGAGGCAGCCUUUCCCAGGGAACCCUGGAGAUGUCAGGAGGCAGAGUGGAACAGGGAUGA
Messenger RNA from Marmota flaviventris (yellow-bellied marmot), 1009 nucleotides. NCBI's taxonomy places the organism in Eukaryota, Metazoa, Chordata, Mammalia, Rodentia, Sciuridae. The record is from RefSeq and is a predicted model, not a curated record.